Messenger RNA from Haemonchus placei, 729 nucleotides. NCBI's taxonomy places the organism in Eukaryota, Metazoa, Nematoda, Chromadorea, Rhabditida, Trichostrongylidae. The record is from the annotation of a GenBank genome assembly.
AUGAAGAACUCUCAUUGCAAUCGUAUAGGAAGAUGAGACGAUGACAUGAGAUGCUUAGUCCUGCAAAAAUUCAUACAUGCAUGUGAAAAAUUCAGAAAACAAAACAUGCACCUCAACAAAACGCGCUCGACAUCUGCUAUGGGUGGUGGCAAUGCCUUUCUUUCCGUUUCCAAAAUUUCUUCAUUUCCAUUUUCAAUAGUACAGCUCUCUGCCAUUUCCACCGGCUUCAUAUCAGGAAACCAUCUGCCUAUGGCCAUCACGAAGGAUAACAUGGAGCGCAUGACCAAGAUGCAGAAAUCCUGCUGGAAUUUAUCCAGUGCAAACAAUAAGUCCUCUAUAAUAUGCCUCACACUGCUGUACAAUCGACUAUCAUCUACUUUAUCCAGAAGAGCUCUGAACACUACAGGAGCUCGGUUGCGAUCAGAGCGAGACUGAGCGGAUAUCGCGACACGAUGAACGAUAUACGACCCAUGUGUAUGAAGGAAUUCAGACACCGACAGACCCAUAGUCGUUGCAAUUUGAAGAAGUGCACAAUCCACUGCGUCGUGCACAAUCCACUCAUUAAAUGCGUAAAGCUCCAACAGUUGAUAAAGAAAAUUGACAAGUAGCUUCAACUGCUUACUUUCUUCCGCAAGGUGCUUAAAUGCAACAGCUAUCAAUGACACUAAGCUGAUAGUUAAACUCGUCUCCUUCGAGAGCGUAGGAAUAAUAUCUGAAACCACGUGGUAA